AGCAGUGGAGUUACCACUGUGGUCCUACCAAGGAAGAAGGAAAGAGGGCCCUUUCAAAAAGGAGUAGAGCUAAAUUGCAAGCUUUAGGUGGACCCUAUUCAAAUGGCUCAACAGAGCAGCCUGAGAGCCCUGGGUCCCCCUGUGGAGGAGGAUGCUGCAGCAGAUAGCCAAACCCAGCAGCCUGCCAGACCUCGGCCAGGUAGAUCCCGGAGAAGGAGGCGUAGACAGGCAGCUCUUGCAUCCCGAGGAGAAGAUGAACCUAGGACCGUUCAAGUCUACAAAUUUAGCAGUCGUGCCCCACCUGUGAGCGGGCACUGCAGCGGUGGCGGCUCUCGGAGACCCGAGCUGCCUGAUGAUGGAGAUGUGAUGGGAAUGAUGGCCAGGGCUGCGGGAUACUGGGUGAGGCCAGAAACUCCUCGGUGCUGGGUCAGAGGCUGCGCUUGUGCUUGCUCGGAGGCUGCACGAGAAGAAGGCCAUCCCUCUGGGAGCCGUGUACUGCCAUCUGAGCUGGAUGAAGACGACAGCUUGACCUCCAUGAUAAGAGAGGAAUUAUUUUCAGUGGAUGAAGACCAUGAUGGCAGCACUGGGGAUACUGGAGCAGCCAGCUCUCGGGCUGGUGUUAGGAGUGAUGAUGGUGCCAGGAGUUUAGCAGAGGAGUAUUCCCUGGUUCCCUUAAACAGACGGAAGCAAUGUUCUGCCCAGAGUUUUCAUGAUGCUGUAGAAAGAUUUUUGAGAGGAUUCUGAGCUUUGGCACAUCCAUUUUGAAUUUGGGAGCCAAAUCUGUGGAGAUGCAAAUGCCUGUCAUCAUGUGCAGAGUUUAUUGUAAUACAGGCUGAAGCCUGCAGAGAAGCCAUGAAGGUUCAAGCAGAGUAAAGCUCAGUAUAUUGCUCUUAGAUUGAUAGACAGCUAGAAAGUUAUUUGCAUUCCAGUUUUGUCUCCUUGAUAUGUGUUGCUGCCUUCUUCAGGAGCUUAAAAACCUUUAGUAAUCAUAAGGCAUUAAAAAUGGAAAAAUUACUUUGAGUCUAAGCUAAUGUAAUGACUAUUUCUUUUGCAAUUUUGAGAGAUAGAGGCAAAAUGCAGCUUUUUUUUUUAUUUCUCAGCAGUAGAGUCUCUAUUUAAUAGCU
Zonotrichia albicollis (white-throated sparrow) is the source of this 1124-nucleotide messenger RNA. The record is from RefSeq and is a predicted model, not a curated record. NCBI's taxonomy places the organism in Eukaryota, Metazoa, Chordata, Aves, Passeriformes, Passerellidae.